AUGGAGCAAGAAUCCAUAUCCACGUUCUGUGGCAUCACGGGCGCAAGCACAGAAGUGGCGCAAGGAUUCCUCAACUUAUCGAACAAUGAUGUCUCACGAGCUAUCGAGCUGUUCUUCGAAAACCCCGAGCUUGCUUCCAACGUGCAGACUAGCGUGCCAACUCGACCUGCAGCCACCAGUGGGACCACAACAACACGAGAAGGGUCCCGUGAGAUCAUUCAAAUCGACAGCGAUGACGACGAUAUAAUGAAAGUAGACGAUGAAAGCGAUCGGGACGACGAUCAAGAAGCAGCGCAACGAGCGGCUGCCAUGGCACAAGCAGACGAGGAUGAGGCAAUGGCUAGACGAUUACAGGACGAACUUUACGGUGAAGGUGGCGGCCAGUCUGGAGGAGCAGGUGGUAUGGGCGAGGAUGGUGUUCGGGCGCCGAUCGGGCGGACGACCGAAACACUUAUCGCACCCAACCCGGCAUGGGCAGACGAGGAGGAUGACGGUGGCGCCCACGCGGCCUUUCUCGAGCAAAUACGUCGCAGACGGGCUGCUCCUGGUCGCUCCGGAGGGCCCUUUGGACAGCGGAUCUGGGACGACACGGAGCCCGUGCGAGGUGGUGAUGGCGAAGGCAGCACCCACACGCGCCGUCUUGCGGAUCUUUUUCGACCACCAUAUGAUAUCAUGGAGCGCGACCUGGCAUGGGAUGACGCUCGCGCGCUGGGCAAGGAGGACAAGCGCUGGAUCAUGGUGAACCUGCAGGAUAUGAGCGACUUCAACUGCCAGGCACUCAACCGAGAUAUCUGGAAAGACGAAGCGGUCAAGGAGCUAAUCAAGGAUCAUUUCCUGUUCUUGCAGUACGACAAGGACUUUCACGAUGCCGGCGAGUACAUCAAUUUCUACUUCCCAGGGCGAACCCACGAAAACCCCGACAACUACCCACAUGUGUCCAUCAUCGAUCCCCGAACAGGCGAGCAGGUCAAGGUUUGGAGCGGGAGGCCCUUCCCAUCAGCUGCCACUUUCCACGCCGAGGUCGCCGAGUUUCUGGACCGUUACAGCUUGGCAGCGAACAGCAAGAACCCAGUCACCCACGCAGAAGCCAAGAAACCACAGCCCAUCGACGUCGACCGCAUGACGGAGGAGGAGAUGUUGGAGAUGGCGCUGAAGAACAGCAUGGCUGGUGCUGCAACUAGUAGUGGUUCUUCUUCGACAGCCAACAUUUACGAUCCGGACUCUCUAACCAGACAGUCUGGGUCAGCGAGCACGAGCGCAGUGAAAGUGCCGGAGCCGGAGCCGGUGGCAGCGGAGAGCGCAUUCUCCAAGAUUUCGAGCUCGAAUCCACACACAGAGCCAGACAACAAUCCAGCGACCACUACGCGCAUCCAGUUCCGUCAUCCAACUGGUCGCGUGAUUCGUCGCUUCAAUCUCAAUGAUCCAGUGCGCCGGAUCUACGAGUGGCUAAAGGCUGAGCCUUUGGAGGGCAAGGAGGGUGUCGAGUUUGAACUGAAGAAGAUGCCACAGGGACAGGAUCUCAUUGAGAAUCUGGAGGCCACGAUUGUGGAUCAAGGCUUGAAACAAGGGACAGUCAUGAUCGAGUUUAUUGAGGAGUAA
Molecule: messenger RNA, 1599 nt
Organism: Emericellopsis cladophorae
Lineage: Eukaryota; Fungi; Ascomycota; Sordariomycetes; Hypocreales; Bionectriaceae
Exons: 2
Coding region: 1-1599 (532 amino acids)
Biological process (GO): proteasome-mediated ubiquitin-dependent protein catabolic process
Cellular component (GO): nucleus
Molecular function (GO): ubiquitin binding
Source: RefSeq, a predicted model, not a curated record